This is a messenger RNA of Vespa crabro (European hornet), 874 nucleotides long. Its product is annotated as farnesol dehydrogenase-like. The transcript has 5 exons. NCBI's taxonomy places the organism in Eukaryota, Metazoa, Arthropoda, Insecta, Hymenoptera, Vespidae. The coding region runs from base 26 to 859 and encodes 277 amino acids. The record is from RefSeq and is a predicted model, not a curated record.
UUAAUUAUUGAAAACUUAACAAAAAAUGGAACGUUGGAUUGGUAAAAUAGCUAUAGUUACUGGUGCUUCCAGUGGAAUAGGAUUAGCAAUAGCGAAAGCUCUUGUACAAAAUGAUGUUGUCGUGAUAGGAUUUGCACGAAAAAAAAGUAAAAUGCAGAGCGAGAUGCAGAAUGUUAAGGGAAAAAAUAAAGGACAGUUCUAUGCAUGCGAGUGUGACAUCACCAAACCCGAAAGUAUCGAACAAGCGUUUCAAUGGGUCAAGAAUAAUUUUAAAACGGUUCAUAUUUUGGUGAACAACGCUGGAAUUAUCAUAAAUUCCAAAUUUAUGGAUUCAUCCAGAUCUGAUUGGAAAAGAUUAUUCGAUAUCAAUGUGUUAGGAUUUAUCGAUUGUACCAAACGUGCCGCUAGAAUGAUGUUAGAUUCUAACGUGGAAGGUUAUAUUAUUAACAUGAACAGUAUCGCAGGACACAAUGUAAUUUGUUUUCCGGGUUAUACUUUUAACUUUUACUCAGCGUCCAAAUUUGCUUCUGUUGCUGCUACUGAGAUUACACAAAAGGAAUUGCAUGGUAGUAAGAUUCGAGUGACGAAUUCUAGAGGGUUAAAAAUAUUUAGAAAAAAUGGUGAAAUUACUGUUUAUUUAAAAUUGUUCUUAAUACUACAGAGUAUCAGUCCAGGAUAUGUAUCAACAGAAAUCUUGCAAGUUGCUAAUUUUAACGUAAACACCUUUAAGAAUGUGCCAGCAUUAGAAGCUGAUGAUAUCGCAAAUGCUGUUAUUUAUGUAAUUGGAACUCCACAACGCGUACAUAUUACUGAAUUGAUAAUUAGACCUUUCGGAGAAGUUAAAUAUGAGGGGACAUGAGAUUAUGCAUAAUAU